This is a messenger RNA of Ipomoea nil (Japanese morning glory), 1591 nucleotides long. RefSeq lists its product as uncharacterized. The record is from RefSeq and is a predicted model, not a curated record. The transcript has 3 exons. NCBI's taxonomy places the organism in Eukaryota, Viridiplantae, Streptophyta, Magnoliopsida, Solanales, Convolvulaceae. Bases 730 to 1068 code for a protein of 112 amino acids.
UAAUUUGAUUUUAUCUACGAAAUACUAAAUUUACAGUUGAAGAAUAGAAAGGAUUUUAGGUUUUGAUUUGGAGUGACGCAUGGGUCGACGUCGGCUAAUCAAAGCCACCGUAGCGGAAGCAAGUAGGGAUUUAAUAAGUCCUCUGCCGGUAGAGAUAAAGCACAGAAUUUUGGAGUGUUUGCCCACCCAAGACGCUGCCAGAACUGCUCUACUCUCAACCCACUGGAAUGAUGUUUGGUUGAAGCAUGGGAGGCUUUCAUUCGGUUGGGACUUCUCAAAUAGUCUCCAACACGGUCAAUAUGGUGAAGGCAGAACUCUCGUUGACAUAAUAAAUAGAAUUCUCCUUUCCCGUGCUGGACCGGUUAAGAAAUUUACUCUAGGGAUGUCAAAUUAUUAUCGGCAGUCUGAUUUGAAUAGUUGGUGUCUUUUUCUAUCAAGAAAUGGUGUCGAGGAGCUUAACAUGGAGAGGCUAAAUAUAAGCUGCCAUUUUGUAUACUCUCGUGCCGGACAAUUAAGCAAUUGAGUGUCGAAGGCCCCUUUAUUGAUUUGCCGGUAAAUAAUGUUUGUGGUAUAUUUUCCAAUGUCACUGCAUUAUUUUUCUCAUGUGUUGAAUUUCGACGCACUGUUAAUAGAACUGCCUCUAGUAUUAGUAUUCCUAACCUUGAGAAGCUGGAUUUCUGUGAUUGUGGAGGGAUUAAUAAAUUUGAGAUCAGUGCUUCAAAACUUGAAAUGUUGUCUGUUCGUGGUUCUGUGUAUAAUGUGGUUGAAUCAAGAUGGUUGACACCACAUUUGAAAGCAAUUAAGGCUCUUUGGUUGUGUGGCUCUUCCUUGCCGUAUAUGGACGCAUCUUUGUUUGCAACUGCAAUAAAUCUCCAAGUACUGGGGUUGUAUGAAUUAAGUUUUGGUUGUGAGAAGCAGCUCACCUAUGCUAUGCAAUUGCUUCAAAAAUGCCCCAACCUAUGUGAACUGAGAAUUAUGGCUCAUCAAGUUGAGUAUACAAACGUGAUAAAGAAGCUGCUUCAAGACUUUUGGAAGAUCCAGAUGGUUGCUUUAUUGUUCAGGAUCUAAAGAUGCUUAACACAAUCAAGAUUGAAUCAUUUUGUGGAUCCACAGUGAAAAUGCUUUUUGUAAAAAUGCUGCUCUCAAAAUCCCCCGCACUAGAGAAACUUGUUAUUAUGGAAUCUCGUUAUAUUGACACAUCCGUAGCUAUGAAAAGCCUAAGGGAGUUGUUGCGUUUUCCUCGUGCAUCUACAAAAGCCCAAAUUGUUUGCAUGGAAUACAACGACUCCAUGUUUGGUUGGACCACGGGCAUAUUGAGGUCAAUCAUGGCUUGGUAGAGUGUGCAUAAAGAUGCAAAGGUGAUAAAAGCGUAGCUCUCGAUCUCUUGUGCCAUGCUAGCUGCCGUGUUAAGUAAUUUAUAUUACUCUAUGCACUAAAUGUGGAGUAAGAAACUGGAUCUUAUAGAGUAUAUAUUUGGCAAUCAUGAUUUUCUUUUUUCUUAAUUUCCUCAUGGUUGUACUUAAUUUUCAUUUCUUGUUGAGUUGUAGACAUGUUUAUCUAAUGAGAUAAGACUUUUGGAGGAUCUUACUGA